AUGUCUGAAACUGCUCCUGCCGAGACUGCUGCUCCGGCUCCAGUGGAGAAGUCUCCUGCCAAAAAGAAGACGACAAAAAAGGCUGGCGCAGCGAAGCGCAAGGCAACCGGUCCCCCGGUGUCCGAGCUCAUUACUAAGGCUGUGUCGGCCUCCAAGGAGCGCAGCGGCGUGUCCCUGGCCGCACUUAAGAAGGCGUUGGCUGCAGGUGGCUACGAUGUAGAGAAGAACAACAGCCGUAUCAAGCUGGGGCUUAAGAGCCUGGUGAGCAAGGGCACCCUGGUGCAAACCAAGGGCACCGGCGCCUCCGGCUCCUUCAAGCUCAACAAGAAGGCGGCUUCCGGCGAUGCCAAGCCCAAAGCCAAGAAGGCAGGCGCGGCCAAGGCUAAGAAACCUUCAGGUUCCACCCCGAAAAAGCCUAAGAAGGCUGCGGGGGCCAAGAAGACCGUGAAGAAAACUCCAAAGAAAGCAAAGAAGCCUGCUGCGGCUGGAGUGAAGAAAGUUGCUAAGAGCCCUAAGAAGGCCAAGGCAGCCAAGCCUAAAAAGGCAGCCAAGAGCCCAGCAAAGCCAAAGGCUGUGAAGCCAAAAGCAGCCAAGCCUAAAGUUGCCAAGCCCAAAACAGCUAAGCCUAAAGCUGCUAAGGCAAAGAAAGCUGUUUCCAAGAAGAAGUAG
Phodopus roborovskii (desert hamster) is the source of this 669-nucleotide messenger RNA. RefSeq names its product H1.5 linker histone, cluster member (gene H1-5). NCBI's taxonomy places the organism in Eukaryota, Metazoa, Chordata, Mammalia, Rodentia, Cricetidae. Gene Ontology annotation, molecular function: DNA binding; structural constituent of chromatin. The record is from RefSeq and is a predicted model, not a curated record. The coding region runs from base 1 to 669 and encodes 222 amino acids. The transcript has a single exon. Gene Ontology annotation, biological process: nucleosome assembly. Gene Ontology annotation, cellular component: nucleosome.